CUUGUUCCCUGAGCGUUCGCUAGGUGAGGCGCUCCCUAAGACCAACGCGAUUCACUCAUGAACCUGUCCCACCCGCAUUUUCUGGAAAUAGGCAAGAAGAACUGCUGUGUGUUCCGGGAUGAUUUCAUUGCCAAGGUGCUGCCGCCGGUGGUGGGGCUGGAGUUUGUGUUCGGGCUCCUGGGCAAUGGCCUUGCCCUGUGGAUUUUCUGCUUCCACCUCAAGUCCUGGAAAGCCAGCCGGGUGUUUCUGUUCAACUUGGCUGUGGCUGACUUCCUCCUGAUCAUCUGCCUGCCUUUCCUGACGGACAACUAUGUGAGGAAGUGGGACUGGAGGUUUGGGGAAGUCCCCUGCCGGCUGAUGCUCUUCAUGUUGGCCAUGAACCGCCAGGGCAGCAUCAUCUUCCUCACGGUGGUGGCCGUGGACAGGUACUUCCGAGUGGUCCAUCCCCAUCACGCUCUGAACAAGAUCUCCAAUCGGACGGCGGCGCUCAUCUCCUGCCUCUUGUGGGGCAUCACUAUCGGCCUGACGAUGCACCUCCUGUACAAAAAGAUGCUGAUCAGGAGUCACAAUUCGAAUCUGUGCAGCAGCUUCAACAUCUGCGAUACUUUCCGCUGGCACGACGCCAUGUUCCUCCUGGAGUUCUUCCUGCCCCUGGGCAUCAUCCUGUUCUGCUCGGCCAGAAUCAUCUGGAGCCUGCGGCAGCGACAGAUGAACAAGCAUGUCAAGAUCAAGAGGGCCAUCAACUUCAUCACGGUGGUGGCCGUCGUCUUCACCAUCUGCUUCCUGCCCAGUGUGGCCGCGCGCAUACGCAUUUUCUGGCUCCUGCGCACCGCUGGUACGCGGAACUGUGACACCUAUCGCUCAGUUGACCUGGCGUUUUACAUCACCCUCAGCUUCACCUACAUGAACAGCAUGCUGGACCCUUUGGUGUAUUACUUCUCCAGCCCAUCUUUCCCCAACUUCUUCUCCACCUUGGUCAACCGCUGCCUAUGGAGGAAGGUGCCGGAUGAGACCGAGAAUAACCGCAGCACAAGUGUCGAGCUCACGGGGCAUCUGAGUACUACCAAGAAUGUUCCCGACACUUUAAUGGCCAAUCCCAGUGAGCCUCAGAGCCCCUCUUAUCUGACGCUGGCCUCUCCUUAAAAUAACCAAGCCAAGAAGGGAGAGGAUCAUCAAGGACCAAGAUCUCUGGAGAAGCAGCUGGGCUGGUACACAGAGUAACAUCACGAGCCUUGGCCUGUGGUUUCCCAGAACUUCCAGAUCCAGAGAAUCAGAUUUAGAGAAUCGGUCUGGCAGCAUAGGCUGCUUGGUUGCAGCGUGUCUCCACCGGGAUCUCGGGGGAAUGGAGGAAGAAGCUUCUAGGCGUCUGAAACUUCUGUUCAAUCUCGGACACUCGCAGAACUGAAGAUGGCAAAACUGUCCACAUUUCUGCUGCUGGAGAGUUGGAGCCACAGAGACGCCCACUGGCACCUGUGACUCACCAGCCUCUUUCCUUCACCUGCCUGAGACUUUGAUGGUUCUCGGCUCCUGGGGCAACGCCUAGCCUGUUUGUGGGCUCCCACUGGGAUAAGGAAAGCUAAGUGAUUGGAGGGGAAUUAUUGCUCCUGGAGGGAGCCCAGGCAUCAUGAAACAAGCCAGGAGGUCACCUGGGUUCUGUGGGACCAAUCCAUCUUUCAGCUACGCUUUAGCAGAAAUGGACCAGACAGAAACUCAUAAGCUCUGGUUAAUAUCUGAGUUUCCAGUGCUGGUAAAGAGGGGAUUUGCCCCAGCAGGGACUGAGCAAAACAGUGUUACUAAGGGAAAGGAAAUGGCAUUUAUGUUACAACCUGCAAGGAAUCCAUUCCUCUCUUGUUUACACAAAUUUGAAGGUUGAACUGUUAAAAAGACUUCAGGGAGAGAGCUGCUUGCCACCUCUGUUUGCUUUUAUCACUAAAAGGGAAAUGCUGCCCAAUGGUUAGAGGGGGGAAGCUUCCUCCUGGUUCAUUUGCUUGUGUUUCUAUAAGAAAUCUACCACUUCAAUAAAUUUUGCUAUGAGACACACAAUCUGGUGUUGCAUGUGUCUGGGUGAUGGUUCACAGACAUGGACUUCUUACUUAUGUGGAGAAUUUUAUGUGUUGUUAACCCAUAAAAGUUUCAACCAGGUUGCCCUGGUAGAAAAAUACCACAUACUGUAAAGUAAGAAAAGGACGUGACUCUAACCUGCAACAUGAGAUAGUUAAGUAAAACUUACAUAUGCAUUCGAACAAAGAUGGGAGAGAGCUGGGAGAAGUAAAAGCAAUUUAAUUCAGAAGGGUAGUACAGACAGGACUGCAAGGGCACUUUGCUUUAUUUAGGGCUUGGUGAAUGUUGCUAUGAGUAUUUGUGUAUUAAAAAAGGCAUCCAGCCAGACUAGGGGAGGAGAGAACUUCCUGUGGAAUGGUUUCAGUUCCCAGUUCUGGGAUGGAAAGGAGACGUACUGGUUUGAGUCUGUGAUCGGUCCAGGUUUCUGUUACGCUUUCACUUCCACUCAGUUCUUUAGCAAGAUGAGGCUUGCUUUGGCAUUGUGGCUCGGACGCCAAUAAGAAAUGCAGAUACUCAGCCUCCCAGCCAUGGCUGAAUGGCAGUAAAGGAAGAACGAUGAACCUUCUUGAGCCCCUGAAGUGUUUUUUGAUCAGUGUGCUUGUCUGUUUUUUCAAUUAACUCCUAGAGACAGAAAGUUAAAAGCAGAGAUCACCUUCUUAAAGAGGAACAGAUGAGCAGAGCUGAGCUCAGAGGAAAGCAGGGAUUCCCCCAGCCCCAGAUGCAUGAGUCAGCAGGGAACCCAGUUGUGAAACUCCAACCUGUUCAGAACUAACAACCCACAUCCGUCCUUUCGUUCAUUCAUCCCAUCAGCUUUUAUGUAUUAAGCACCAGCUGUGUGCUGUUGUGUUCUGAGUGGUUGAUGGAAAUAGAGCAAGGAACAAGGUCCCCAGGACCCUCUUCUCAUAGAACUCACAUUCAAGGUGGGGAGGCAGACAGAAAAGAAGUAGACAAAUAAAUGGAAAGGGAGCUUGGGAUGUCUAUGAGGACUCUGAAGCCAACAAAGCAGGGUGACAGGCUAAAAAGGGGGUGGGACUGGGAUGACUGGGAAGUGACCUGGAGCUGAGCAAUGAAUAACAAGACAGAGCAAACAGUGCAAAAAUCUGGAGGAAGGGCAUUCUAGGCAGAGGGGAUGGUAAGUGCAAAGGCCCUGAGGUGUGUGAGUGUAUUAGUCUCCUAGGGCUGCAUAGCAAAGUACCACAAAUUUGGUGGCUUAAAAAAACAAAAAUUUAGGGUUUUCCUGGCAGCGCAGUGGUUAAGAAUCUGCCUGCCAAUUCAGGGGACACGGGUUCGAGCCCUGGUCCGGGAAGAUCCCACACGCCGCGGAGCAGCUAAGCCUGUGCGCCACAACUACUGAGCCUGCUCUCUAGAGCCCACGAGCCACAACUACUGAGCCUGUGUGCCACAACUACUAAAGCCCGCGCGCCUAGAGCCUGUGCUCUGCAACAAGAGAAGCCACUGCAAUGAGAAGCCCUUGCACUGCAACGAAGAGUAGCCCCCGCUCAUCGCCACUAGAGAAAGCCCACGCACAGCAACGAAGACCCAACGCAUCCAAAAAUAAAUACAUAAAUAAAUAAUUUAAAAAGAAAAGAAUGAAAUAAUGCCAUUUGCAACAACAUGGAUGGACCUAGAGAUUAUCAUAUUAAAUGAAGUAUGUCAGACAAAGACAAAUACUGUAUGAUAUCAUUUAUAUGUGGAAUCUAAAAUAUGACACAAAUGAACUUAUUUAUGAAACAGGAACAGACACAGACAUCGAAAACAAACAUAUAGUUACCAAAGGGGAGAGGGGGUGGGGGAGGGAUAAAUUAGGAGUUUGGGUUUAGCAGAUACAAACUAUAUAUAAAAUAGAUAAACAAGGUCCUACUGUAUAGCACAGGGAAGUGUAUUCAAUAUCCUAUAAUAAAUCAUAAUGGAAAAGAAUAUGUAUAACUGAAUCACUUUGCUGUGUAUCUGAAAUGGACACAACAUUGUAAUCAACUACUUCAAUUAAAAGAAAAAGAGAGAGAGAGCAGUCUCCUAAAUACUUCUGUUUCCCUGUCCAGGGGAAUGCCAACAUUAAUUUUAAUAAACUUAUUUAUUUUA
Messenger RNA from Lagenorhynchus albirostris (white-beaked dolphin), 4140 nucleotides. Its product is annotated as hydroxycarboxylic acid receptor 2-like. NCBI's taxonomy places the organism in Eukaryota, Metazoa, Chordata, Mammalia, Artiodactyla, Delphinidae. Gene Ontology annotation, cellular component: membrane. Gene Ontology annotation, biological process: G protein-coupled receptor signaling pathway. Gene Ontology annotation, molecular function: G protein-coupled receptor activity. The record is from RefSeq and is a predicted model, not a curated record.